CUCCAUUCUCAUUGCAUUUGCAAUAUACCGCAAGAAAAGUACUGAAACGUUCGUUCCUCUUCUUUACUCAUGGAAGAAGCUUAUAACGCAACAAAAACAACUGCCCCCGUCUACGGCGAUAUGAACGAUCAUUAUAGAAUCACCGAUGAAAAUUAUCGUGAACUACCUGCCGCCGACGUUCAAAUCAUUACAUCCGACGGCUUACGCAUUCCGGCUCAUAGUAGCAUUCUGGCCUCUGUAUCACCGGUGUUGGAGAAUAUCAUUGAUAGGCCACGUAAACAUCGGAGAUCUGAGAGAAUCAUUCCCAUCCUCGGCGUUCCUUCCGACGCCGUUUCGACGUUUGUUCGAUUCAUCUACUCCUUCAGGUGCGAUGAGGAGCAGCUAGAGAAGUUCGGGAUUCAUCUAUUGGCAUUAUCCCAUGUUUACUUGGUACCUCAGCUGAAACAGAGAUGCGCCAAGGCUGUGAGUCAUCGGUUGACGGUUGACAAUGUUGUGGAUGUACUUCAAUUGGCAAGGCUCUGUGAUGCACCGGAUCUCUACUUGAAGUGCAUGAGAUUAAUCUCUAGCCAUUUCAAGAGUGUAGAGAAGACUGAAGGCUGGAAAUUCAUGCAAAAUCACGAUCCCUUUCUAGAGCUCGAGAUUCUCCAAUUCAUCGAUGAAGCUGAAUCGAGGAAAAAGAGAACAAAGAGGCACAGAGAGGAGCAGCGCUUGUACAUGGAGUUAGCUGUAGCAAUGGAAUGCUUAGAACACAUAUGCACUGAAGGGUGCACGAGUGUUGGGCCUUAUGACGUACAUCCCACAAAAAAUAGAGGCCCCUGCAGCAAGUUCUCCACAUGUCAAGGCAUCCAGCUCCUGAUCAAGCACUUUGCAACGUGUAAGAAUCGGGUUAAUGGAGGUUGCUCCCGUUGUAAGCGGAUGUGGCAGCUUCUAAGACUUCACUCUUCGAUGUGUGACCAGCCUGAUUCUUGUAAAGUUCCUCUCUGCAGGCAAUUCAAAAUGCAACAAGAGAAAAAGGGCGAUGACGCCCUCUGGAAAUUACUGGUGAAGAAGGUCAUGUCAGCCAGAGUUCUUUCUACUCUGUCUUUGCCAAAAAGGAAAAGAGAAGAGCAAUUGAGCGAGACAUUACAGAAUCAUGGGAUUAGAACCUUCAGAUUAUAAUGUACUGAAGCAAGAUGCAUUGUGAUGUUCGUUCUUUUUGUGUAUACUAAAUAAUUUCCAUGUCAGGUCUAUCGUAAACAAAAGCGUAGUCCUGGUUAGUUAGUUCUUAUGUACUCCGGUUCUGUCUUUUAAGAGUAUGGGAAGGAGUAGACAAGUGUUAAUUAAUUAGAUAAUGGAAAUGAGUUAAGUAUUGUAUAUAUAAAGGAAGGAAAAUGUAGCGCAUGAGGUAGUUGCUUGUAAUCCCAAACCUUGUGUCUAUGAAUGCAAGUGGCCGUUUUCUUGUAAUUUUGCUCA
Molecule: messenger RNA, 1452 nt
Organism: Jatropha curcas
Lineage: Eukaryota; Viridiplantae; Streptophyta; Magnoliopsida; Malpighiales; Euphorbiaceae
Product: BTB/POZ and TAZ domain-containing protein 1
Cellular component (GO): nucleus
Molecular function (GO): protein binding
Source: RefSeq, a predicted model, not a curated record